AUGAGAGUAACAAUACGUAAAGCUUUCACCAUUCUUAUAAUCCCAGCUUUAAUAUAUGGAACUUUAAUUAGUAUUUCAUACAUAAAAAUAGAAGAAGAACAACAACAAGAUAUAUUAAUUCCUCAAGAUGUUCAUAUUUCAAUAUGCAAAGAAAUAAAUAAUCCUCCUUUUCCUACUUUUCCGAUGGUUGAAAAAUGGAUCAGCAAAGGACUUUAUGUCGGAUCAUUUAACAACACAAAAUUUGAUAUUGUAUAUACUUGGGUAAACGGUAGUGAUCAAAAACAUAGAGAAAUGCGAAAAAAAUAUAGUAAAAUUCGUGACAAAGAAAGUUGGUAUCGAGAUUUUGGUGAAUUACGAUAUUCAAUGAGAUCAAUUGAAAAAUAUUUCAAAAGAUUUAUUAACAAAAUUUGGAUAAUUACUACCGAUUAUGAAAAUAACGACGACGAAAUGCAAAUCCCAAGUUGGUUAAAUACUUCUGAUCCAAGAGUUGAAUUAAUUAAACACAGUGAAAUAUUUAACGAUGUUAAUGUGUUACCAACGUUCAAUUCACUGGCCAUUGAAAGUCAGAUGAUGAAUAGUCCUAAAUUAAAAGAUAAGUUUAUGGGAAAUUAUUUAACUCAAAGUGAUUUUUGGACUCCAUUGUACGGUUUUAAAUUUAAUAUCCAACAUGAUUUAACUGUUCCUUUCCAACCCGGUAAAUAUCAUGGUGAAUGGUUUGCCUUGUGUCAUACAAACAUGUUACUAAGUAAAAGAUUUGGAUAUCGAAAAAGGGCUUAUGUAGCUCAUUCAUCACAUAUUUUAUCAAAAACAAUCCUUAAAGAAAUUUCUGAAGAAUGGGCUAAAGAAUUUCAUAUCACUUCGUCACAUCGAUUUCGCUAUAUAAAUCCUAAUGUCCAUACGACAUUUAUGUUCACCCAUUAUGUUAUGGAAAAACAUCGUGAAACUCUUUUGAAAAGUUUUCUAAUACUUAAAAAUGAUGUUAAUCAUAAUUUUAAAUGGGAAAUAUCAGAACGUCGAAAAAUUUUAAGAUCUCUAGGUUCAGGCGUAUCAAUUGGAAAUGAUCGAAAGACUUUAAAUAAUUAUGAUAAAAUAAUUGAAUCCGCUGGAAUUGAAAUAUCUUCCGAGUUAAAAUAUUAUUGGUCAAGUAUGGAUGGAUAUCCAUAUGCAAUAGGUUUAUCCACUAAUUCCACUAAUUCCUCCGCUAAUAAUGUCCACCAAACUUUAAAUCAUAAUGAUCAUCCUCCAUCAAAAAGAAAAUGCAAAAUUGACUUUGUACAUUGUUUUGGUAAAGAUUUUAUGGAUGGAAGAAUACAUAGCGUAGAUAUCAACAAUAUUUUUAAUAGAAUAACUUACGAGAAAUUAGAAUGUGGUGAUUGCAUAAUUCAACAUAUUGUGAAAUCAUCUGGAGAUUUGGGUUUAGAGGGUUUCUUGCCACCUCCUAUUAAAAAAUCUUUUCAACCAAAUACUUAUGAUACUCUGAAAAGUUGCGGGAAAUCUCAACUUGAUUAUCGCUCAUUUGCGAUCUCUCAAUUAUAUAAAUAUUCUUACGUAAUAGGGGGAAAUUCUUUUGAAUUUAUAAUAUUCACAAAUUUUAGAACAGGAACGAAGAUUUUAAAAAAAUUGGAAUCGACUAAUCCCAAGCCCUCAAUAUUUUGUUUAAAUGAUAACGAUAGAAUAAGUUCCGGUUCCGAAAUAAAAAUUAAAAAUCUGGUCAAAGAAUUUAUGGAGAAUAAUUAUAAAGUUCCGAAUGAAUAUGAGAUAAUAUGA
This is a messenger RNA of Diversispora eburnea, 1767 nucleotides long. The record is from the annotation of a GenBank genome assembly. Lineage: Eukaryota; Fungi; Glomeromycota; Glomeromycetes; Diversisporales; Diversisporaceae.